AUGUUGGCUUUUAAUCACACUGCUUCUAAUUGGCCCACCUUCUCCUUCAUUGGUAUUCCUGGUCUGGAGGCUGCCCAUACAUGGAUCUCCAUUCCCUUCUGUCUCCUGUACCUCCUAGCCCUAGUGGGAAAUGCUCUUCUGCUCAUCCUAGUCAGAGCAGAACAGAAUCUUCACGAACCUCAGUUCUAUUUUUUGGCCAUGCUCGCCGUUACUGACCUCGGCCUUUCAUUGUCUACAAUGCCUAGUGUCUUGGCUAUCUUCUGGUUUGAUGUCCACCACAUUGGCCUGGAUGUCUGCUUAACCCAAAUGUUCUUCAUUCACACCCUCUCGUCAGUAGAAUCAGGUGUCCUGGUGGCCAUGGCUUUCGAUCGCUUAGUAGGUAUCUGUUCUCCACUAAACUACAGUAGGAUCCUGACCCACUCUACUGUUGCUUGCCUGAGUGGAGCUGCUCUCAUACGAGGUGCCACUCUGCUGGCCCCUCUGCCUUUUUUGCUCAGGACCUUUCCUUUCUAUGUGGCCAACAUCCUCUCACACUCGUACUGCUACUACCCAGACAUGCUGAACUUGGCCUGUGGGCAUGUCACUUUCAGCAGUGUCUAUGGAUUGGUGUCUGUACUCUGCACAUUUGUAGUGGAUGCUGUCUUCAUCUUCGCUUCCUACAUGAAGAUCCUGGGCACUGUUAUGAAGCUGGGGCCUCAAGACAGAAACUGGAAGUCACUGCAUACCUGUGCCUGUCACCUGUGCACAGUGUUUGUGUUUUACCUGCCCCUCGUCAGCUUGGCAGUGCUGCAUCAUUACACCCAGAACACUUCCCCAGUUCUAUACACCACCAUGAGUAAUGCCUACCUCCUCGUGACACCACUGCUCAACCCUCUUGUCUAUAGUCUCAAGUCCCGGCAGAUCCAGGCUGCUCUGCACAAGCGAUUUGGGGUGCAACGUGUCAUUGCUGGAGAAUGA
Molecule: messenger RNA, 957 nt
Organism: Hippopotamus amphibius kiboko
Lineage: Eukaryota; Metazoa; Chordata; Mammalia; Artiodactyla; Hippopotamidae
Product: olfactory receptor 51I1-like
Exons: 1
Coding region: 1-957 (318 amino acids)
Biological process (GO): G protein-coupled receptor signaling pathway
Cellular component (GO): membrane
Molecular function (GO): G protein-coupled receptor activity; olfactory receptor activity
Source: RefSeq, a predicted model, not a curated record